AUGAGCGCAAUCUUGUCAGCAGACGAUCUGAAUGAUUUCAUUUCGCCGGGGGUCGCAUGUAUCAAACCAGUUGAAACGCUCCCACAGAAGCAUACAAAGAAUCAAGAGGAUGCCUAUGAAGUAACAACGGAAGACAAAGUCCAGCCCGAGAAUCUACCACCCGCACAGAUUUCUUUGACGGACUGCCUCGCUUGCUCUGGCUGUGUUACAUCUGCCGAAGCUGUGUUAAUCUCACUUCAGUCUCAUGCCGAGGUACUCAACACACUUGAUGCCCAUUCGGAAAUUCCUUUGACGCGUGAGCACGAUGGUACGACAGUCAUCAAUGCCGAAGACUCUGGAGAAGGCAAGAUUUUCGUGGCCAGUGUCAGCCCCCAGGUUAGGGCAAGCCUAGCAACAACCUAUGGGAUUUCGGAGAAAGAAGCGGGGUACAUGAUCGAUCAAUUGCUCAGUGGCCCGCAGGGCCUGCGAAGUGGGGGGAAACAUGGCAAUGGGUUUACAUGGAUUGUAGACACCAAUGUCAUGCGGGAGGCUGUGCUUGUACUCACUGCAGACGAGGUAUCGGAUUCCCUCAAAUUGGGAGGUUCAUCGGCAGCGGGCCAGCCAGAUGAUUCUCUGCCCAAAAGACCUAUCCUAUCUUCAGCAUGUCCUGGAUGGAUCUGUUACGCUGAAAAGACGCACCCCUUCAUUCUCCCACAUCUUUCUCGACUCAAGUCCCCGCAGGCUCUUUCGGGAACAUUCCUCAAAACUGUUCUGAGCAAGUCUCUCGGGGUUCAUCCUUCUCGGAUCUGGCAUUUGGCAGUCAUGCCAUGCUUUGACAAGAAGCUGGAAGCUAGUCGAGAGGAGCUCACAGACGUCUCGUGGCGACACGAAGCUUCCUCGCAUUCUACAACAGAGCCAGUUCGCGAUGUAGACUGUGUAAUCACUGCUCGUGAACUUCUGUCUCUGGCUGCCUCUCGAGGGACCUCGCUGCGAAACCUGCCUUUGCAACCUCUACCGCCAUCUCUUACCCCACCUUUCCCCGAGAAAACACUCGAAUCUUUCGUUCCCUUCAAGCGAUCUCCGACAGAACAAUCCCUUGCCGCAGGCACCUCCGGAGGCUACCUACAUCACGUUCUUAUGAACUUCCAAGCUCGCAAUCCGGGCAGCGAACUUGUGAUCAACCGCGGACGCAAUGUCGAUGUUGUCGAGUACGUGUUGAUGUCUCAAGAUAAUGAACCCAUCUUGAAAGCAGCUCGCUACUACGGUUUCCGAAAUAUCCAAAAUCUCGUUCGAAAACUCAAGCCCGCACGCGUAUCGAGGCUCCCUGGCGCAAAACCAGUCGCUAGACCCACCGCAGGCCGGCGUCAGCCCAUGUCUCGCAACGCUGUGCCUACAGGCAGCUCAGGAUCAGAAUACGCCUACGUGGAAGUCAUGGCCUGCCCUGGUGGGUGUACCAAUGGCGGUGGGCAGAUUCGAGUCGAGGAUGCCAGAGAAGCUCUUGGAACUUCUCAAGGAAAGGUGCUAGAUGCGUCCGCGAAGCCAUCGGCUCACGAGCAGCGUGCAUGGCUUGCUCGUGUUGAUGAAGCAUAUUUCUCCAUGGAAUCCGAGUCCGAGUCCGAAUCAGAGACCCAGCGUGAGCUGCCUUCUUUGGCUAUUAAAGAGGCUAAGAUUCAUGAAGGCCUGCAGCGCUGGUCAGAAUUUAUGGACAUCCCGCUAUCUAAGCUUGUCUAUACUACUUAUCGCAAGGUAGAAAGUGAUGUUGGCAAGGAUCAGACACCUGCCAACGAUACGACUCGAGUUGUGGAGCUUGCAGGAAAGAUUGGUGGUGGAUGGUAA
Penicillium paradoxum is the source of this 1815-nucleotide messenger RNA. It is a transcript of the gene nar1, whose product is annotated as iron-sulfur cluster assembly protein NAR1. Gene Ontology annotation, biological process: iron-sulfur cluster assembly. The transcript has 2 exons. Gene Ontology annotation, cellular component: cytosolic [4Fe-4S] assembly targeting complex. Lineage: Eukaryota; Fungi; Ascomycota; Eurotiomycetes; Eurotiales; Aspergillaceae. Gene Ontology annotation, molecular function: 4 iron, 4 sulfur cluster binding. The record is from RefSeq and is a predicted model, not a curated record. The coding region runs from base 1 to 1815 and encodes 604 amino acids.